GGUGUAACCCGUGGCUUCUACUGUAUGCGGCUGUGUCCACAAGAUCACAUCCUGGGUAUCCCUUUGUUUUGUAGCCAAUCGUCAGAGCAAGAUUCGUGCUUGAUUUUCCAAGAAAAACAAAGUCGUGCUCGGUAUGUGAUUUGUGGUGCACGAUAAAGACAGGACGGACGGACGGACGGGGAGUCCACGACGAUGGCGAGUUGGCGACCAAAGCAAGAAGACAACGGAUUCGUUCUGUCUGCAUUCUGCAGUCACUUCACCUCCGGAGACGACGGCUCAGAGUAACUUGUCCUGCACCGCAGUGCACCUGUGCGCGGACAGACAGAGUGAAGCUGUGCUCAGGCCAUGGAGCCCGUGGGAGCGCCGCGAGACAAGCCAGCGGCCGCGGCGAGGGGCUACUGGCGGUGGCGCAAGGACGACUUCUUCCCGGAGCCGUCGUUCGCGAGCUGGGGCGCGUACCGGGGCGCGCUGGCCGCGACGCCCGCGCGGCUCCGGGACCGCCUCCUCGCCGGCCGCUCCACCGACGCCGCGGAGCUCGGCGCGAUGCGGCGCCGGAGCGAGAACGAGAUGCGCCGCUGCCUCACCUGGUGGGACCUCACGUGGCUCGGCUUUGGCUGCCACCUCGGCGCCGGCAUCUUCGUGCUCACCGGCCAGGAGGCCCGCGACCACGCGGGGCCCGCCGUCGUGCUCUCCUACGUCGUGGCCGGCCUCUCCGCGAUGCUCUCCGUGCUCAUCUACGCCGAGUUCGCCGUCGAGAUCCCCGUGGCCGGCGGCUCCUUCGCGUACCUCCGCGUCGAGCUGGGCGACGUCGCGGCGUUCGUCGCCGCCGCCAACCUCAUCCUCGAGACCGUCAUCGGCACGGCCGCCGUGGCGCGCGCCUGGACGUCCUACCUCGCGUCGCUCGUCAACAGGCCGGUGAGCGCGCUCCGCGUGCACGUGCCGUCGUUCGGCGAAGGGUACGACGAGCUCGACCCCAUCGCGUCGGCGGUGAUCUUGGCCACGGCGAUCAUGGCCAUGCUGAGCACCAAGGGCAGCUCCCGCUUCAACUGGGUGGCGUCAACGGUGCACCUGCUCGUGCUAGCGUUCAUCAUCGUGGCCGGGUUCGUCCACGCGAAGCCGUGCAACCUGACCCCGUUCGUGCCCUACGGCGUGCCGGGCGUGUUCCGGUCGGCGGCGGUCGUGUACUUCGCGUACAGCGGCUUCGACAGCAUCGCCAACAUGGCGGAGGAGACCAAGAACCCGUCCAGGGACAUCCCGCUGGGUCUGAUCGGGUCCAUGUCGGUGAUCACGGCCAUCUACUGCACGAUGGCGCUGACUCUGACCAUGAUGCAGCCGUACACGGCGAUCGACCGGAGCGCGGCGUACUCGGUGGCGUUUGCCGCGGUGGGGAUGCGGUGGAUGCAGUACGUGGUGGCGGUGGGCGCGCUCAAGGGGAUGACGACGGUGCUGCUGGUCGGGGCGCUGGGGAACGCGCGGUACGCGACCCACAUCGCCCGGAGCCACAUCAUCCCGCCGGUGUUCGCGCUGGUGCACCCCAAGACCGGCACGCCCAUCCACGCCACGGCGCUCAUCACCGGCGCCAGCGCGUGCGUCGCGUUCUUGUCCAGCCUCGACGUGCUCGCCAGCCUCCUCUCCAUCAGCACGCUCUUCAUCUUCGUCAUGAUAGCCACCGCGCUCCUCGUCCGCCGGUACCACGCGAGGGGCGUGACGAGCCGGGCGCACGGGCGGCUGCUCGCGGCGCUCGUGCUGGCGAUCGUCGGGUCGUCGGCUGGCAUCGCGGCGUGCUGGGGCUCGGCGCCGGAGCGGUGGACAGGCUACGCCGCGCUGGUGCCGGUGUGGGCCGCGGCGACGCUCGGGGUCCAGCUGCUGCUGCCGGUGGCCCGCGUGCCCACGAAGUGGGGCGUGCCGCUCGUGCCGUGGCUGCCUUCGCUCUCCAUCGCCACCAACAUCUUCCUCAUGGGCUCCCUCGGCGCUUCGGCGUUCGUCCGCUUCGGCGUGUGCACCGCCGUCAUGUUGCUCUACUACGUGCUCGUCGGCCUGCACGCCACGUACGACGUCGCGCACGAGGAGGUGGACGACGCUGCGGCUGAUGAGAAGGCGGCGGCGGCCACCGACGUGGAGAAGUCUGGCGCCGGAGAUGCUGGGCGCUAAGAUGUGGCUGGAUUUGGUCCGUCUCGAUCUGGGUCACCAUGAUUGAGAAUGUAGAUAGACAUAGUACUGUUUGACAACGAAGAUGCAAAUAUUGCAGCAAAAUAAGUAAGUGGCAGCUAUGUGGUGGCAUUUUCAUUAGCACUUUAGCUAUAUGUCAGUCAACUGGAUUUUAAAUUUCGGCCAGCCAAUUUCCUGGUCGUUGGUCUUUGCUCUGA
Aegilops tauschii subsp. strangulata is the source of this 2366-nucleotide messenger RNA. RefSeq names its product cationic amino acid transporter 5. Gene Ontology annotation, cellular component: plasma membrane. Gene Ontology annotation, biological process: amino acid transport; transmembrane transport. Gene Ontology annotation, molecular function: L-glutamate transmembrane transporter activity; L-lysine transmembrane transporter activity. The record is from RefSeq and is a predicted model, not a curated record. NCBI's taxonomy places the organism in Eukaryota, Viridiplantae, Streptophyta, Magnoliopsida, Poales, Poaceae.